Diospyros lotus (date-plum) is the source of this 1370-nucleotide messenger RNA. RefSeq lists its product as uncharacterized. NCBI's taxonomy places the organism in Eukaryota, Viridiplantae, Streptophyta, Magnoliopsida, Ericales, Ebenaceae. Gene Ontology annotation, molecular function: ribosomal large subunit binding. Gene Ontology annotation, biological process: translation. The record is from RefSeq and is a predicted model, not a curated record. Bases 75 to 869 code for a protein of 264 amino acids. Gene Ontology annotation, cellular component: mitochondrion. The transcript has 8 exons.
AACCCUAAUAUUUGUUCAGACAAGAAAGAAGAAGAAGAAGAUAAAUGGAACCCUCUGAGUGAGAGUUAUCAGCAAUGGCGAUCUCGCUCAGACGUGCACUGAUCUCUUCUCGGAGCAUUUCUCUUCUACUCCGGACAUCUCUCUACUCGCGCGAUCUUUCACACUUGGCUUCCUCUUCGAACCUCUACAGGUCGUCUGUUACUCGCGCCACCACCAAUUUUCCGGCGAUCGAUUUCAUCAGAGAAAGCCGCAGAGGUUUUGCCAAAGGGAGAAAGUCGAAAGGGAAUGAUGAUGCGAGCACAGUUGAAAUUGUGGAUAUUGGCCCUACCGUUAAAGCCACUGCUGUCUCACAGAUGGAGGCAGCAGUUGAUGCACUCUCCAGAGACCUAAGCAAACUUCGGAGUGGGAGAGCAUCUGCUGGGAUGCUUGACCAUAUUAUCGUGGAAACUGGUGGUGUGAAGAUGUCUCUGAACCAUCUGGCGGUUAUCUCUGUCGUAGAUUCAAAAACGCUAUCUGUAACUCCUUAUGAUCCAAAUACCCUAAAGGAAUUGGAGAGUGCUAUUGUUUCAUCCCCGUUAGGUUUAAAUCCCAAAGCAGAUGGUCAGCGACUGAUUGCAGCUAUUCCUCCAUUGACUAAGGAGCAUAUGCAGGCCCUAUGUAAGGUGGUGGCCAAAUCUUCCGAAGAUGUCAAGCAGAGUAUAAGAAGAGCUCGCCAGAAGGCAUUGGAUUCGACGAAGAAAGCAGGUUCAAGUUUCCCAAAAGACGAAGCCAAAAGACUGGAGAAAGAAGUUGACGAAUUGACUAAAAAGUUUAUCAAGUUAGCAGACGAUAUGUGCAAGGCGAAGGAAAAGGAGAUCACUGCAGGCUGAGUUGUGGCUUAUGACCGACUAUUUCAAAUAUUACAGAAAGUACAAACUCUCUCUUCAGUCUUCAUUUCAAGGCUUUACAGCUCAAGUUCCAUGGCUGUAAGUUCUUUAUUUUUUGGGUAAAAACUAGAAGCAUGCAAUAGCUCGACAGUUUCAGGGAUUAGGAGCCCCAGGUGAGUGUAUCUCUAUCUCACCAGGGUGAAAGAGGACGUGGGCCAAAAAGAAUCAAUAAUUUUAACAUCACAAGUACACAUAUGAUGGUUUCGUAAUAGCGUAGGUAUCAUCUCUCUCAAGCGCACAAUUUCCAGAGUCUUUACACUGCACUACUUGACAUGUGAUUGCCUGCUCUUCUCUUAGAUCUCCCAGGAACUUAACAAGCCGUUCUCUCUCACUAGAAUACAUGAAUUGCUGAUCAUUUCUACUUGUGUCCCGAUCUUUUGUAAGGUUCUUAUUGCUCAAAUACUUGUAUGUUAUACAUAGAUUUACAGCCAUCUUUGUCAUUUA